Diachasma alloeum is the source of this 1702-nucleotide messenger RNA. Its product is annotated as N(G),N(G)-dimethylarginine dimethylaminohydrolase 1. Gene Ontology annotation, biological process: arginine metabolic process; positive regulation of nitric oxide biosynthetic process. Bases 204 to 1013 code for a protein of 269 amino acids. Gene Ontology annotation, molecular function: dimethylargininase activity; amino acid binding. NCBI's taxonomy places the organism in Eukaryota, Metazoa, Arthropoda, Insecta, Hymenoptera, Braconidae. The record is from RefSeq and is a predicted model, not a curated record. The transcript has 5 exons.
UUGACGACGCGUCUUUCAUCUCGUCUAUUUAUUUGAUCUUAUUGAUGUUGAUCAGCUCAUCACAGAUCACAAACACUGUGACAUCAUUCUCUCCUAGUGAAUCAAUUGCAUCAGUUUAGUAGAACUAAAGUGGAACGGUUCCAAGAAAACGAAUUAAGCCAAUUUUGAACACGAUUAAUAAAGAGUUGUAUGAUUAAUUAACAAUGCCGUUGCAUCGUUAUACACACGCAGUGCUAUGCAGAAUUCCUAAUUCCAUUCAAACGAAGGGCGAGGUCAUGCUCGAUGAGGCUCGAGAUCAACACGCAGCAUUGGCACAAUUAUUACGUGAUUUCGACAUUGAUUUCGUGGAAAUGCCGGCAGAUGAAGAGUCACCGGAUUGUGCUUUUGUUGAGGAUAUUGCUGUUGUUUGCAAUGGGGUUGCACUGAUUGCGAGACCCAGUGAACCAAGCAGAAUCAAAGAGAUUGAGACUAUCAGAGCGGUGUUGAAAAAAGAAUUGGAAAUUCCUCUCGUUGAAAUUGCAGAUAAAAACGCCAGGCUUGACGGUGGUGAUGUUCUCUUCACAGGUCGGGAAUUUUUCGUUGGACUCUCUCAAUUUACAAAUGAGGCCGGAGCCCGGGCAGUAGCCGCUGCAUUUCCCGAGUAUCCGUGCGUUCCCAUAAAAGUUGCCGAGAGUAAGCGUCUCAAGGGUCUAGUCACGAUGGCUGGCCCUGAUGUAAUGUGCGUGGGUGCUGGAAAAGACUGUCAAGAAGCAUUAAAGAGAAUUGAAAGAGAAGCAACAUACACUUAUCAAACCCUAACGGUUCCUGAAGACUGGGCCGCCAACGUCAUUUAUUUGAAUGGAACCCUCAUUCAUCGACAUGAAGACGAAAUUCCUUCAUCGAGCAAAGUGUUCGCCGAGAAAGUUGAAUUCCCAACAAAAUCACUUUGUAUGUCACAGCUAGCGAAGUUCAGCUUGGGUUUAUCAUCUUGCUGCCUCUUGGUACGUAAACCGAAACAUAUUCGCAGCCUUUAAGAAGCUGCAGUCUAACAAUCCGCAGAAUCUUCAUUGUUCAAAUGUUGCGUAAUGAGCAAUUUUCUAUGCUUUCGAAUUGUUCGGCGUCCAAGGAAAUUGAAAAUUCUUUUAUGUGAAAAAAACAAGUAAAAACUUCUUGAUUCAGACAGAUAACGAAUAAGCAGUAAACAUCCUGGGACUCAAAGUAAUACAGAAAAAAAAUUUUUGAUUCAGGAAUGUACUACUUGAAGAUACGAAAAUGCUUAAUUCGUUGAUGAGUAUACUUGAUUCGAUAGUUUGAAUAUUCUCGGUUUGAGGACAUUUUUUUUCAUGCAGAUAUGAAAAUCAUUUGUAAUAGAGACGAUUUAUGGAGUAAGAUUGAAUAUUAUGUAUAUCAAGUUUGCCGAUUUCUUUACAUUCGAGUAUGAUAUCUUAGAGUUUUAAUAUAUUUGAUAUUGAUUACCAUCGAUGAGAGAAGUAUAUACAUGAGAGAGUAAUAUAUUGAAAAGCUGUAGACUGUGCAAGUAAGAAAUUAUGCAUUUACUGAAAUAUAUUUUUCACUUCAUCUCGAUGUGAAUGUUAAACAUUAUAACAAUACUUGCCAAAACAUUUCCAGUGAUUAUAUACAUAGAUAAUGAAUCAUGGAGGUAUUCUGAUUGUCAGUCAAAUAUAUAUAUAUAUAUAUAUAUAUAUAUAUAUAUAUAUAUAUA